AUGGACCGAAAUGAUGUUAUCCAUAUAUUAAAUGGUUGUGGACUUUUCCCAGAGAAUGGAAUACAUGUCUUGGUAGAGCGAAGUCUUGUAACUAUAGAUGAUAAGAGCAAACUUGGAAUGCAUGAUUUGCUAAGAGACAUGGGAAGAGAAGUUAUUCGUUCAAAAUCACCAAUGGAGCUUGAGGAGCGUAGUAGGUUAUGGUUUCAUGAAGAUGUGCUUGAUGUGUUAUCAAAGGAAACUAUCUUAAAUGGCUUUGUUGGCAUGGAUUUCCUUUUGCCUUCAUACCACCAAGCUUUUAUCAAGGAAGUCUAG
Messenger RNA from Sphenostylis stenocarpa, 312 nucleotides. The record is from the annotation of a GenBank genome assembly. NCBI's taxonomy places the organism in Eukaryota, Viridiplantae, Streptophyta, Magnoliopsida, Fabales, Fabaceae.